This is a messenger RNA of Pistacia vera, 5903 nucleotides long. Its product is annotated as anaphase-promoting complex subunit 1. Gene Ontology annotation, biological process: anaphase-promoting complex-dependent catabolic process; protein K11-linked ubiquitination; metaphase/anaphase transition of mitotic cell cycle. The record is from RefSeq and is a predicted model, not a curated record. Gene Ontology annotation, molecular function: molecular adaptor activity. The transcript has 37 exons. Gene Ontology annotation, cellular component: anaphase-promoting complex. Lineage: Eukaryota; Viridiplantae; Streptophyta; Magnoliopsida; Sapindales; Anacardiaceae.
GUAAUUAAAUCUUUGUUUCGCUGGCUCACUAAUCUCUUCUUUCCACUGGCUCACUAAUCUCUUCAACUCACCACCGCAAUGUCGGUUGGAGUUCGUCACUUAACAGUCCUCGGCGAGUUCAAGCCGUUCGGCUUAAUCGCCGAAGCUCUUGACGGAAAACCUCCCGACAAUAUUUCAGAUAAGUAUGAUUACUUCCUCUUCGAUCCAGAGCUCGUCAGAGACCGAGGCGAAGCUGAUAGAGAUGUUGGCGGCUCACACACUGAGCCGAGCUGCGAUCACGAGCUUUUCAUAAGAGGGAACCGUAUUAUAUGGACAACUGGUUCACGAGUGUUUAAGAGGUUCACUUUACCUUCUCCUGUUAUCAUGGUAUGCUGGUGUCGUCUUGGUGAUAUGUCAGAAGCUCUUCUUUGUGUCUUACAAAUGGAAUCGUUGACGAUUUACAACACAUCGGGUGAAGUGGUAUCCAUUCCACUACCUCGUACAAUCACAUCAAUAUGGCCGCUUCCAUUUGGUCUACUACUCCAGGCAGUUGAAGGGAAUUCGCCAACUCAAGUUCCUUUUUCAUCGUCAAGCCCUUUGUUAAGUGAACGUGAUAUAUCCCGUCCAAGAAGGGACAGUGGGCACAGCCCACAAAAUAAUUACAGUUAUCUGAGUGCUUAUGGUCAUAUGAUCAAGGGAGACACAGCUUCAAUGUCUUCUCAUUUAAUUCUUAGCGAUUUGCUGGAGGAACCAAUGUCUACUUACAUUGAAGAAAGAGGAAAAUUAAACAUAAUGAAGGACUUUGAUGAAAGAACAAUUUGGACUAGCAGUCAAAUUCCUCUGAUGGCAUCAUACAACAAAGGAAAGAUGCAGCAUUCUGUUUGGGUUGCUGAAGUUGUUAAUUCUAACCUUGAAGUCUCAAGUGCUAGCUUAUGUGACAUAGUUCUUGCUGGUGUAUUGCCCAAACAAUUUUCCUUCCGUAGAAUAUGGCAGGGGAAAGGUUCUCAGACAGCUGCUUCUAAGGUUUUUCUAGCGACUGAUGAUGAUGCAGCUCCUAUAAUUUGCCUUCUUCUUCUUGAACAAAAAACGUUAUUGUCUGUAAGGCUUCAGAGUGUUGAAAUAAAUAAUGAGAUUCUCUAUGAUAUUAAACCUGACAUGAGCUGGAGUAUACCAGCAAUUGCUGCCGCACCAGUUGUUGUUACGCGUCCGAGAGUGAAAGUGGGUCUGCUGCCAUAUGCUGACAUUAUUGUUUUGGCUCCAGACAACGGCCUUCUCCUUUAUUCAGGGAAGAAAUGUCUUUGUAGAUAUUUGUUGCCUUCUUCUUUGCAUAAAGUUCAUCUUUCACAUGGUUUGGAGUUCUCAGAAGCAGCAUCUGUUUCCCAUGACUUGAAGAUUAUUGGCGUUGCUGAUGCAGUUGAGGGGCGCAUCAAUGUUAUAGUUAGCAAUGGGCAGAUGUUUCGAUGUGCAUUAAGACAGAACCCUUCAUCUUCACUGACGAAUGACUGCAUCACAGCACUGGCUGAGGGGCUUAAUUCCAGUUUCUAUAAUUAUUUCCUUGUUCUUCUUUGGGGAGAUGGUGACUCUGCCUACUUAUCGGAGGCAAACUCUACAGUGGAUUCAGAAUGGAACUCUUUUUGUGGUGUAAUUAUGCAAAUGGGUCGAAGAUCUACUGUUACUGCUCAAGAGCCCUUGAAUUAAGUGCCUAAAUCAUCUUGGGAGUUUCUUCUUAACAGUAACUUUCACAAGAACUACUGCAAAUUUAACUUCUUUCCUGGUCUUUCUUCUGGAACAUCCCUUGAUGUGCUGGGAUCAGAUUCCUCUAAAUCAAAUUUAGAUGGUAAACAUAUCCUGAAGGGAUCAUUUUACUCUGGACUGUUCGUGGCAACCUUGGAUUCACUGCAUGCAGUAUAUGAGAGUCUGAAACUGAAUUGUCUUCGAAAACGGGACUUGGAGCUGUUGUCGGUCCUAUUAUGCGAUAUUGCAAAGUUUUUGGGUGAGGAAUGCUAUUUGGAUCAUUAUAUUCGUGAUUUUCCUUCUCUUUCCAAGGGAGUUGGGAUGUGUUCAAGCUCAUUUUCCUCGAAAACUCCUCUGAGCUUAUUCAAAUGGCUUGAAAACUGUUUGCAACAUGGAUGUAGUUCUUCUAAUAUCAAUGACCUUCCACCCUUAAUUCGUAAAGAUGGGAGUUCUGUUGUGAGCUGGGCGCGGAAGAUAGUCUCCUUUUAUAAUUUAUUAUUGGGUGUUAAACCAACAGGAAAGAAACUUUCAUCUGGUGUUUACUGCAAUAUUGCCUCUGGAUCAUACUGCACCAAUGAGGAGCUUACUGUCUUGGCAAUGGUGGGGGAAAAUUUUGGACUGCAACAGCUUGACUUACUACCUUGUGGUGUAUCUCUUCCUCUGCGACAUGCAUUGGACAAGUGUCGUGAAUCUCCUCCCACUGACUGGCCUGCGGCUGCAUAUGUUCUUCUUGGUCGAGAAGAUUUGGCUCUGUCAUGUUUAGUGCAUUCAUGCAAAUCUAAGGAACUUGAAACCCACACCAAUUUGAACCUAAUAUCUAUGUCUACACCUUAUAUGCUACAUUUGCAUCCAGUUACAGUUCCUUCCUCAGUCUCUGAUACUAUAGGAUUGGAUAGCACCAAAUUUGAGGAUACAGAUUCUGUUGAUGGGUCCAUGACGGAUGGCAUGGAGCAUAUCUUCAACUCUAGCACACAACUGAGAUAUGGUCGGGAUCUUCGUCUGAAUGAAGUUAGACGCGUUCUCUGUUCUGCAAGGCCUGUGGUUAUUCAAACAUCUGUAAACCCUAGUGCUUCUGAUCAGGACCUGCAACAGGCUCAGCUGUGGCACCUUGCACAAAGGACUACUGCACUUCCUCUUGGACGUGGAGCAUUUACUCUUGCGACAAUAUAUACUCUUCUGACAGAGGCCUUUACAGUCCCCAAGCUUGUUUUAGCAGGUCGGUUGCCUGCCCAGCAAAAUGCAACUGUUAAUCUGGAUCCAAACAUAAGGAAUAUACAAGAACUUACAUCCUGGCCGGAGUUUCACAAUGCUGUUGCUGCUGGACUAAGACUGGCACCCCUUCAGGGUAAAAUGUCAAGAACAUGGAUAGCAUAUAACAAACCUGAGGAGCCAAAUUUUAUUCACGCUGGACUUCUCCUUGCUCUAGGAUUACACGGACAUCUGCGUGCUUUAACUCUCAGUGACAUAUAUAAGUAUUUUUAUCAGGAACAUGAAAGCACAACUGUUGGAUUAAUGCUUGGCCUCGCUGUUUCUCAUAGAGGGACCAUGCAUCCAGUAAUAUCAAAGUCCCUUUAUGUUCAUAUUCCUGCCAGGCUUCCAUCUUCAGUGGAGUUGGAGUUACCAACAAUUCUGCAGUCGGCAGCAUUAAUGUCAGUGGGACUUCUUUAUGAAGGAUCAGCUCAUCCGCAAACUAUGCAGAUUCUUCUGGGUGAAAUAGGUCGCAGAAGUGGAGGUGAUAAUGUUCUUGAAAGGGAGGGUCAUGCGGUUUCUGCUGGAUUUGCUUUGGGCCUUGUUGCAUUGGGUCGAGGAGAUGAUGCACUUGGUUUCACAGAUACCUUGGUUGGUCGAUUAUUCCACUACAUUGGUGGCAAAGAAGUUCACAAGGAAAGAUCACACUUCUUAUCACUGUCAACGGAUGAGCAAAACCGUAGUGCUGGGCAGAUGAUGGAUGGAACCAUGGUCAAUGUUGAUGUCACUGCACCUGGAGCUAUUAUUGCCCUUUCUUUAAUGUUUUUAAAGACUGAAUCAGAGGCAAUUGUUUCUAGGCUUUCCAUCCCUCAAACACAUUUUGAUUUGCAAUAUGUGCGGCCUGAUUUCAUUAUGCUUCGUGUCAUUGCUCGGAAUUUAAUAAUGUGGAACAGAGUUCACCCCUCUGAAGAUUGGAUUCAGUCCCAGAUUCCUGAAAUUGUCAAACAUAGCAUCGAUGCCCUUAGAGAUGAUAACAGUGAUGUUGAUGAAAUGGAUGCAGAAACCUUUGUCCAGGCCUAUGUCAAUAUAGUGGCUGGGGCAUGUAUUUCUCUUGGGUUAAGAUUUGCUGGUACAAAGAAUGCAAAUGUGCAGGAGUUACUUUAUGAAUACGCUGUCUACUUCCUAAAUGAGAUCAAGCCUGUUUCCGGUACAAGUCGAAAUGCCUUUCCAAAGGGAUUGUCUCGCUAUGUAGAUCGAUGCACGCUAGAAAUAUGCCUUCACCUGGUUGUUCUUUCCUUGUCUGUGGUAAUGGCUGGUUCAGGACACCUACAAACUUUUCGGUUGUUGAGAUUUCUUCGCAGUCGAAAUUCUGCAGAUGGCAAUGCAAAUUAUGGCAUCCAGAUGGCAGUAAGUUUAGCCAUUGGCUUCUUGUUUCUUGGGGGUGGAAUGCGAACAUUUUCAACGAGCAACAGUUCUAUUGCUGCUUUAUUGAUUUCUCUUUAUCCACGCUUGCCUUCUGGACCAAAUGAUAAUCGCUGCCACCUUCAGGCAUUUAGGCAUUUGUACGUCCUUGCAACGGAAUCUCGCUGGAUUCAGACUGUCGAUGUUGACACUGGUCUCCCUGUGUAUGCCCCUCUUGAAGUUACUGUCAGAGAAACUGAACAUUAUUCAGAAACAAGCUUUUGUGAAGUUACUCCUUGCAUUCUGCCAGAACGUUCUAUUUUGAAGACAGUUCGUGUUUGUGGACCUCGAUACUGGCCUUUAGUGAUAGAGCUGGUACCUGAAGAUAAACCUUGGUGGAGUGCUGGGGAUAAGAAUGACCCAUUUAAUUCUGGUGUUAUCUAUAUCAAACGGAAGGUUGGAGCUUGUUCGUAUGUGGAUGAUCCUGUAGGGUGUCAGUCCUUGAUGUCACGUGCGAUGCAUAAGGUGUUGGGUUUGACAAGUUUAGGAGCAUCUGAUCCAAAUAUCAAUAACAACAGUGGUCCUAAUUCUGUUACUGUUGAUCAGUUGGUCAGUACCUUUUCAUCUGAUCCUAGCUUAAUUGCUUUUGCACAACUUUGCUGUGACCCUUCCUGGAAUAGCAGAUUUGAUGGUGAUUUCCAGGAAUUUUGUUUGCAAGUUCUAUUCGAGUGCAUAAGCAAGGAUAGACCGGCUCUGUUGCAGGUCUACUUGUCAUUAUACACGACGGUUAGGUCAAUGGCCGAGCAGGUCACCAAUGACAAUGUCAUUGUAAGUGACUCGCUCCUUAUAUCCAAUUUGAAGCUUGUGCUCGCCUAUAAUGAAGCUCUGUUAAGUGGAAGAUUAUCUGCUUCAAGAGGAGGCAUUGUUCAACCAAUCUUCAUGGGGUCUCUUAGGAAGCGAGUGGAAGACAUUCUUAGUUGUUCAGAUGGAUUUAAAAUUGAUUUGAGAAAGUAUCUGAACUCAGGAAGAUGGCAUGACGAAGAAGAAUCCAAAGAAGAGAAAAAUUUAGUACUACUUUCAUGGUAUCUUAAGUGGUUCAGCGUGCCGGUUCCAUCCCUUAUCAAGUCGGCCGUGGAGAAAAUCAAGCCCAAUCUAGUUUCAUCAUCUUUGGUUCCUUUGUUGCGUUUGUUAUUUCCAACCACUCACAUCAAUGCCCUUGGUGAGAUAGAUAAGUUGUUCUCUUCCAACAACUGAAGCUAGGUUUAAGGCUUUUCUUCCCUCUUCUCCAUUUUUUUUUCCAAAAGAAAGAGCAAACUUCAGAAAUUUGGUGUUUGCAGCUCGACUCGCCAUUGUAUUGGUGACAGAGGUCUUUGAGAAGAAAUGUUCUGAAGCUCAUUUCAACUUGUCAUAAACAUAGGUUUGAGAAAGAACGAUGGAUUACACUGACGAAGUUGGUUUCGGUUUUGCACAAAGAAAGAGCUGUGCACUCAGUUUGUGGAGAUGAAAAAACUAGCCCUUAAAUAUACGAUCCUGACUGAAUCAGGAUCUAAUUAUUAUGUGUACAAAAGAAACAAAAUAAUAUAAAGAUAGUGCUAUAGUAA